Molecule: messenger RNA, 3487 nt
Organism: Pteronotus mesoamericanus
Lineage: Eukaryota; Metazoa; Chordata; Mammalia; Chiroptera; Mormoopidae
Gene: PLEKHA1
Product: pleckstrin homology domain containing A1
Exons: 12
Coding region: 213-1424 (403 amino acids)
Source: RefSeq, a predicted model, not a curated record
AUGGCUUUGAGGUUACGCUGUGAUACAUGUGUUGAAACUGCUUCAUACCUCAUUUUCUCUUGUUAAUUAGUGUUUUUAUUGUUGCUCUGAGAGGGAAGUGGCAGGUUUGCAUCUUUGUUUUCCAGCUUUCGCGGUGUAGCAGAGAGGAAAGGCAGUGAGCGAGCCUGCGUCGGUCGUGGACUGGGAGAGACGUGUAAUGUUCAAGCCCAGAAAUGCCUUAUGUGGAUCGUCAGAAUCGCAUUUGUGGUUUUCUGGACAUUGAAGAAAAUGAAAAUAGUGGGAAAUUUCUUCGAAGGUACUUCAUACUGGAUACCAGAGAAGAUAGUUUUGUAUGGUACAUGGAUAACCCACAGAACCUCCCUUCUGGAUCAUCUCGUGUUGGAGCCAUUAAACUUACCUACAUUUCAAAGGUUAGCGAUGCAACUAAGCUAAGGCCAAAGGCUGAGUUCUGUUUUGUUAUGAAUGCAGGGAUGAGGAAGUAUUUCCUACAAGCUAAUGAUCAGCAAGACCUAGUAGAAUGGGUAAAUGUGUUGAACAAAGCUAUAAAAAUCACAGUACCAAAGCAGCCAGACUCACAGCCUCAUUCUGAAAACCUGAGUCGCCAAGGCGAGUGUGGGAAGAAGCAGGUGUCUUACAGGACUGACAUUGUUGGUGGUGUGCCCAUCAUUACUCCAACUCAGAAAGAAGAAGUAAAUGACUGUGCUGAAAGUAUAGACAGGAACAAUUUGAAGCGGUCACAGAGCCAUCUUCCUUACUUUGCUCCCAAACCGCCUUCAGACGGUGCGAUUAUCAAAGCGGGAUACUGUGUGAAACAAGGAGCAGUGAUGAAAAACUGGAAGAGAAGAUAUUUUCAGUUGGAUGAAAACACAAUAGGCUACUUCAAAUCCGAACUGGAAAAGGAACCUCUCCGCGUAAUACCGCUUAAAGAGGUUCAUAAAGUUCAGGAAUGUAAGCAAAGUGACAUAAUGAUGAGGGACAACCUCUUUGAAAUUGUAACAUCAUCUCGAACUUUCUAUGUGCAGGCUGAUAGUCCUGAAGAGAUGCACAGUUGGAUCAAAGCCGUCUCUGGUGCCAUUGUCGCGCAGCGGGGACCCGGCCGAUCAGCAUCUUCUGAGCAUUCCGCCUGUCCCGAGCCCAAGCCCGCCCCCCGCCCUGCCGGGGCCGCCGCCGCCGCCUCGCACCCCGCAGCCUCUCGCAGCAGCUCUCUGGUCUCAAGCUUUACCGUGGAGAAGCGAGGAUUUUACGAAUCUCUUGCCAAGGUCAAGCCAGGGAACUUCAAGGUCCAGACUGUCUCUCCAAGAGAACCAGCUUCCAAAGUGACUGAACAAGCUCUGCUAAAACCUCAAAGUGAAAAUGGCCCUCAGGAAAAAGAUUGUGACCCAGUGGACUUGGACGACGCAAGCCUUCCAGUCAGCGACGUGUGAGGCGGAAGCACGUGGAGCCGACCCGCCGCCUCAGCCCCGCAGUGUCCUUUCAUGAGGCUUCCUGCCAAAGAUGAUGGGGAGAGUGGCUUUUAAUGCAUACGUUAUACUGCCUCGUAGAUGUGCUCUUCAUAAGCUGGUAAACCAAGGAUCUCUGGAGUGGCCAAACGGAAAGUAAUCUCUUUGUGAAAGAAAGAAAAGAAAGGAAGGAAAGAAAUCCAAGUGUCUUAGUGUCAGUUGUCUCAAGUGUUGUGUGUUCUCAUUUGGGCGAUAAAAAUGUGUGUGUGAUGUUUUUUCCUAAUCAAUUUGACAAUUUAAAUGUUUAUCAAUUUAAAACAUUAAAAAUGCUUAUUGCCAUUUUUAAAAUGCUACUAUGACUUCCUAUUAGAUGGUUGACAUUUACACAUUCUUACUGGUUAAUAUUAUUGAAUGAAUUAUUACCAGACUGAAGUACCUAAACUCAUGGUGUCUGUGGUGCUGUAGAAUUUAUACCACGAUGUGGACUCUUUUGACACAAUAACCAUUUUUGAUGCCCUAGAUCUCAAGGAGAAGGGUACGUUUUGCAUAGAGGAUCUUACUGGACUGUUAGUGAGGGUUGUGUGUUUUACUGAGGUAGAGAAAAAGGGGAAAUUAAGUUUUAAACAACUGUAUCUUGGACAUUUGUUUGAAAAAGGUUAAAUAAGACUUGCAGUUAUUAACGCUUUAUUCAGUGAAAAUUACUUGGUGUGAAAUUUCUGGAGGAUCUGAUUUUCUUAUGAAAGUUUUGUACAUAGUUCUUAUUUCUAUAUUUGGAUCACUGCGAGACCUCAAGUUGUAUGUAAAGGCAUACUUCCCGUAGUCAUGCGAUUGUGGCCUCUACUUUUUGUCACUAACAACCUGUAUUCAAGUGCCUGUGUUUUUCAUUUUGUUAAUGUGCUCAGAUGUCCUCCAUGAUUGGUUUGAAACAUUGGGAUAAAAUUAAUUUGCAGUAGGAUAGUUUAAUAUGUUAAAUAAGGUCUCAUUUUAUGUUAGAGAUACCAGAACUCUGGUACUUCACUGCCUGUGCACACUUAAUGUUUUAAAACACAAAUUUGAGUACACAUUUAAUCACAGGGAAUCAUAAAUAUAAGCACCUCUCUAAAAAAUCCUUAGUUGGAGAUGUUGAAUAAUAGACCAGUUUGAGCAAGUACCGUUUUUGCGGUGCAGUCUUAAACAUUUGCUUUAAGAGAAUAGUCUUGAAUUUCACAUGCUGCUAUUUUUAUAUUAUACCAUUUUACAAUUUUGUUUUGUUUUGAAUUCAUACAUGUCGUGUUUUUCCUCUUUAUUUUCUGAGCUGCGUUCUGGUCUGAGAGAAGAGACCCCCCCAAUGCAGCUGGGGGGCCGGGGGUUCCAUCUGUUACACGGGGGUCGCCCGAGCGCCAGUUAAAGCCCAAGUGCGCAAGGGGCGCACCGCUCGACUCUUUUAUUCAUAAGCUAAUGUUUCUAAAAGUUAUAUUUAGAGUUUUCUUUUCUGCAGCUACGUUUGAAAAUGGUAGGAUGAAAAGGUUUUAGGUAGUUCAUCACUUUUUAUUCAUUAUAACGGCUCUUUUGAAAGCUCCUUUUUCAUGAGUACACCUAAGAAAUCUUGUGUAGACAGUUCGCAAUAUUCAGGGGCCUCAUGCUGUUUCCUUUGGCACAGCUUCCACGUUGCAUGUUUGUGUUAGCGUAUUUUGGUAUUGGUAAUUUGAUAUAUUUCAUAGUGGCAAAAUACUGUCUCUGUUUUGGGACCUUUUAUGAACUACCCUUGUAUUCAAUAGCAUAGAAAAAUAUUCUUGUGAUUUUGGGGGUCUUCUGAUAUUUAUCUCAAUACUUUUGUAAUUCUAUGAAAAUUAUUUAAUUAUUUUAAAACUUAUACUUUUCUUGUAAAUAUGUCACAUUUGAAUUGUCAAAAAUUACUUUGAAUACUUUAAUGUUUGCUGCAUCUUUUUCCCUGUACAUAUAACAUGUUUUCAUUCAGAAUGGAAAUACAUGUGUGCUUCCCAAAGUCUACUUCUACGUCUGUCAUCUUUAUAUGUCCAACUGGUUGAACACUGUAAUGACUUGAGAAU